GUGGGAAGUGCUUUCAGUUUCUUACCACACCCGAGAGUAGAAGAGAAAAGCCAUGGCUGACAGGAUUCUAAAGGACAGGAGGAAGCGGUUUAUCAACUCGGUGGGCACAGGUACAAUAAAUGGCUUACUGGAUGAAUUGUUGGAGAAAAGAGUGCUGAACCAGGAAGAGAUGGAGAAAGUAAGAGUUGAAAAUGCUACAGUUAUGGAUAAGGCCCGGGCUUUGCUGGACUGUGUCAUUCGGAAAGGGCCCCAGGCAUGCCAGAUUUGCAUCAACCACAUUUGUGAAGAUGACUGUCACCUUGCAGGACUGCUGGGGCUCUCCUCAGGUCCACAAUCUGAAAACCAUUUUAAUGCACAAGAUUCUCUGGAAGCAUUUUCUUCCUUUUCAGCUCCACAGACUACGCAGGACAACCAAGUUGUGUUCACGUUCUCAGGUCCAAGUCUCAAGCUUUGCCCGCUAGAGACAGCCCAAAGGAUAUGGAAAGAAAAGUCAGAAGAGAUUUAUCCAAUAAAAAUGCAAAGUUCAGGCCGCACCCGUCUUGCCCUCAUUAUCUGCAACACAGAGUUUGACAGUCUCCCCAGAAGGACUGGAGCUGAUGUUGAUAUCAGAGAUAUGAAGAUGCUGCUGAUAGGUCUGGGAUACAGUGUAGAUGUGAAAGAAAACCUCAAUGCUUUGGACAUGGCUACAGAGCUGAAGGCCUUUGCUGAUCGCCCAGAGCACUGGACUUCUGACAGUACUUUCCUAGUGUUCAUGUCUCAUGGUACUAGAGAUGGUAUUUGUGGGAAGAAUUACUCUGAGCAAUACUCAGAUAUACUGAAUGUCAACACCAUCUUUGAGAUGUUAAACACCAAGAACUGUCAGAGUUUGAAAGACAAACCCAAGGUGAUCAUCAUCCAAGCCUGUCGUGGUGAAAACCAAGGAAUAGUGUGGCUAAAGGAUUCAAUAGGAGAUUCUGGAAACACAUCUUUACUGAAUCCAGAUGAUUUUGAGUAUGAUGCUAGUAGGAUAGCCCACAUAGAGAAGGAUUUUAUUGCUUUCUGCUCUUCAACUCCAGAUAAUGUUUCUUGGCGACAUCCCAAACAGGGUUCACUUUUCAUUAUGAGACUCAUCAAAACUAUGCAGGAAUAUGCCUGGUCUUGUGAUGUGGAGGAAAUCUUCCGAAAGGUUCGAUUUUCAUUUGAACUGCCAGAAGGUAGGACACAGAUGCCUACCACUGAAAGGGUGACAUUGACAAGACGUUUCUAUCUCUUCCCAGGACAUUAAAAUACUUUUCUAGAUCUAAUAAUCAAGGACGGACAUAGAAUGGAUAUCUUCUCUUCAGCACAGAACAUACUGUUCUUCCCUUAAAGUCCUUAGAUGCCCUUUUUUAUGGAGUUGUUAUAGGUCAAUAAGUAGCCAUAAGGCAUGAAUGUUCAAUUUGGAUGUUUCUCCUCUCCAUCUCAGUAGGACAAUACUUAAACAUGCCAUGGACUGCCACCUUUUCUGAAUGUGCAUGUCUCCACUGGUGGAGUGACUGAUCCUAUAACUUGCAUAUCUUUUAGAAUACCUUUCUUUAUG
This is a messenger RNA of Oryctolagus cuniculus (rabbit), 1558 nucleotides long. Lineage: Eukaryota; Metazoa; Chordata; Mammalia; Lagomorpha; Leporidae. The record is from RefSeq and is a predicted model, not a curated record.